AUGUUUGCAUUAAGUGCUUCUACAGCUCCUGAUACAAUUGGAGUACUCUUUAUUAUGUCUAUUGAUCCUUCAAUUUCCUCAACACCAUUUGCAUGCAUUCAGAAAUAUAGUUUUUCCGCAGAAGAAAAAGAAAUUCUUUUCUCUAUGCAUGCUAUCUUUCGUAUUGGUAAUAUAAAAAAACAUGUAAGGUAUGAUCAAGUCUAUGAAAUAGAACUUCAAUUAACUGCUGAUGAUGAUCAAGAUCUUCGUAUACUUACAGAUUGGUUAUCAAAAGAUGUCGAAGAUGAAAUAGGAUGGAAACGAUUAUGUAAUUUAUUGAUAAAGAUUGGUCAACUUGAAAAAGCCGAAGAAUUUUAUAAUACACUAAUUGAACAAACAUCGGAUGUUAAAGAUUUAAUACAUUAUUAUGGUCAACUUGCAUCCAUCAAAUUUCAACAAGAUGAUAAAAAAAUGUCGAUGUCGUAUCAUAUGAAAAUCAAAGAGCUCGAAAAAACAACAUCUUCAAAUAAUUCUGAUUUCAAUAAUAAAAUUAUUGCAACCAUCAUGAAUUUUAGCGAAAACAAUAAAACCGUCAUGUUUCACAGCGGUGAUUGUACAUUAGCUUCUGAAGCAGUUCUUAAAUGUGAUGUGAUGCCGAUGGAAGAGUUUCAAGAAAAACAAGUAUCUGCAAAUGCAUUUCGAUUCUAUGAGAAAGCAUUGGCAGAUUUCGAAAGAAACUUAUGUUCAACAACUAUAUACAAUUCUGUCGAUCCAGUUGAUGAUGACUUAAAACAGACAUGUCCAUUACUUUGGUUUCAAAGAAAAAUGCUGGAAAUCCGACAGAAAUAUCUUCCUCCAACUCAUUCUGAUAUAGCACGAUCAUACAGUGUUGUUGCUUCGUUAUAUAGGAAAAGAGAAGAUCAUUAUCAAGCACUUUCAUUUUAUCAAAAAUCGAUCGAUAUCUACGAAAAAAUUCUUCCCUCAAAUCAUCCAUUUUUAGCAUGCCUAUACAAUAAUAUUGGGACCACGUAUAAAUGCACAGGUGAAUAUUCACAAGCACUUUUCUUCGUAAAAAAAUCACUUGAAAUUGGCGAAAAGGUUCUUCCUCCAGAUCAUCCUGAUCUAAAUUCUACUUACGGUAAUAUUGGGAAUAUAUAUCAAUUAUUGAACGAAUAUUCUAACGCAAUCGUUUAUUAUGAAAAACGACUUGCGAUUCACCAACAACAACUUCCAUCAAAUGAUUUGAAAUUGGCUGAUGAUUAUGGAGACAUUGGUUUAAUGUAUAACAAACUCAACGACUAUGCAAACGGAAUCGUUUAUUAUGAAAAACGACUUGCGAUUCACCAACAACAACUUCCAUCAAAUGAUAUGUGGUUGUUUGAUAGUUAUGAACACAUUGGUACAAUGUACAUCAAACUCAACGACUAUGUAAAUGCAAUCGUAUUUUAUGAAAAAGCUCUUGAUUUUACUGAAAACUAUUUUCCUUCAGAAUAUGCGACAAUGUUUGUUUAUUCUUGUCGAAUUGCUAACUUACAUGGAAAAAAUGAAAAUUAUUGGCAAUCCGUUUUCUUCUAUCAAAAGGCAGUUGGAAUUAAUCGGUAUUUAUCUUCCAAUCCCCUCAAUUUAGCGCUUUGUUACAAUAAUAUUGGUGCCGCAUAUACUAAACUGGGUGAAAAUUGGGAAGGUUUGUUUUAUUUAGAAAAUGCUUUGAAGAUGAAGAAAAGCUGCAGUUCAGAGGACGAAUCUUGUUUGGGAUCUAUUGAAGAUAAUGUCAAUCGUUUGAAAGAACUUUUGAAUGAAAAUGAACAUCAAAGUGGAUGA
This is a messenger RNA of Adineta ricciae, 1800 nucleotides long. Lineage: Eukaryota; Metazoa; Rotifera; Eurotatoria; Adinetida; Adinetidae. The record is from the annotation of a GenBank genome assembly.